UGACUUACUCAGCCUGAGUGUGCUCCCACCACUGCUGCUCUUCAUCUAUCUGUCUCUCCUAUCUCCUGUUCUCUCUCCAUCACUCCUCUUGAGCUUCACUCUUCCUCCUCGUCUCUGCACCUCCUUCCUGUUUUUAACCUCAGGUUCUUUUCUCUCUGUAUCAGCAAUUAAAUCCACUUUUCUUCUUCCUCUUCUUCCUCUUCUUCUUCUUCUUCUGCUCUCCAUACGUCCUCCUGAGCCUGAGUGAGCGGCACCUGUGCAGAGUGGAGUUCGCGGGGCCGAGGCAGUGCGUUGAACAGGGGAGGGCGGGGAUAGAAAACACCCCUGGAACACCUGACUUAACAUUUCAUCAAGAUAUGUGGAGACUCAGGAAGUGAUCUCCUCCUCCAGCCUUUUUUUUUUCUUUUGCCCUGAGCUGUUUUUCACCUGUUUUGGUCGCAACACCUGGAAUGCUUAACGUGGACUGAUGGAUGUUUCCGAACUGUGCAUCCCUGACCCUCUCUGCUAUCACAGCCAGUAGGUUGCUAACCAGAAUGCCCGCUGAGGACCGACACCUCUCCUCGAGCUGUGGUUCCUACGUCAAAACCGAGCCUUCCAGUCCUUCUUCCUCACUCGUCGACACCGGCAGUCACCACAGUCCCAGCGGCAACUCCGACGCCAGCGGUGGUUACAUCAACGGCAGCGGCGGACGCUCGCACGCCCUGGACUCCCCGCCCAUGUUCAACCCGGGCAUGCUGGGAGGCGGCAGCGCCUGCCUACGCCGCUACGAGGAGUGCUCCGGCGGCAUGGCGGAUGACUCGACAAUCAAGUGCGAGUACAUGCUCAAUGCCAUCCCCAAGAGGCUGUGCUUGGUGUGUGGCGACAUUGCCUCGGGCUACCACUACGGGGUGGCCUCCUGCGAGGCCUGCAAAGCCUUUUUCAAAAGGACGAUACAAGGUAAUAUCGAGUACAGCUGUCCGGCCACGAACGAAUGUGAGAUCACCAAACGGAGACGCAAGUCGUGCCAGGCCUGCCGCUUCAUGAAGUGUCUCAAAGUCGGCAUGUUGAAAGAAGGUGUGCGUCUGGACAGGGUGAGAGGAGGGCGACAGAAAUACAAACGGAGACUGGACGGAGAGAACGGCGCCUACCUCGGCCUCACCAUCCCCCCUCCUGCCAAAAAGCCAUUGACGAAAAUCGUUUCCCAUCUGUUGGUGGUGGAGCCAGAGAAGAUCUAUGCCAUGCCUGACCCCACCAUGCCAGACGGAGACAUCAAGGCCCUGACCACGCUGUGCGACUUGGCCGACCGUGAGCUGGUGGUCAUCAUCGGCUGGGCCAAACAUAUCCCAGGUUUUUCCACUCUCUCACUGGCAGACCAGAUGAGUCUGCUGCAGAGCGCCUGGAUGGAGAUCCUGGUGCUGAGCAUCGUGUUCCGCUCGCUGCCCUGCGAGGAUGAGAUAGUGUACGCAGAGGACUAUGUGGUGGACGAGGAGCAGGCCAGGAUCUCGGGCCUGCUGGACCUGCACGUCGCCAUCCUGCCACUGGCCCGGCGCUACAAAAAGCUGCGCAUGGAGAAGGAGGAGUUUGUCACGCUCAAAGCCAUCGCCCUUGCCAAUUCAGACUCCAUGCACAUAGAGAACAUCGAGGCCGUCCAGAGGCUCCAGGAUUCUCUCCACGAGGCCCUGCAGGACUUUGAGGGCUCCCAGCACCCAGAGGACCCUCGGCGAGCAGGCAAGCUUCUAAUGACCCUGCCUCUGCUCCGCCAGACUGCCACCAAGGCAGUACAGCACUUCUACAGCAUCAAAAUGCAGGGCAAGGUCCCCAUGCACAAACUAUUCCUCGAGAUGUUGGAGGCCAAGGCUUGACACCCGGCCCGGACGUUCGACAGACAGCUGCAUCGGCCAGUGAGCGGCGAGAGACAGCCCGUAAAAAUAAGGGCAGCGUGCCAAUUUGACAGGGAGAGGAUGAAGCUUUGGACGGCCAAGUCAUUUUAACACUUUUAAAAUCGUAAUAAACAUAAAAGAAAAAAGGAACUUGAGAGGUGCGGAUAUCAACCUGAUUGAUGUGGGAUCACGGUGAUGAUGUAAAUAGAGAUGUUUGUGUACAGAAAUCAGGCAACGAAGGUCUUGUUAUAACCAGAGACCCACUGCUGUAUAUCACCUGAAGCUUCUGUGAAUUUGUUUCUUAUCUUAUUUUCAUCUCAAAAUGGAAGUGUGUUAAUAUAAAUGUCCUAAAGAACUGGGUGGCUGCACAGCCACAGUAUGUUUUCUUUGUUUUGUUGUUUUUGUUUCUUUGAUAUUUCCUAAUCUCAGUUGUUCUCAGCAAUAGUCUCUAACUGGUCUACAUAUAAUAUGUGUACUGUAUAUUUGUGUGAAAUUGCACUGGCUGGGGGAGAAUUGUAAGACAUGUUCUUAUAUUCAUCUUCAAAGAAAGCGCCGCCCGCCGCCGCGGGAACGCAAGGGUUCUCGAUUUCCUCGUGAUAUAUUUACCUCAUAGUAGCUUCGUCAGCUUUGAUGGUUAUAGUCAACUUGGUGCUCACAGAAGGACAGUUGGUUGGCUGGCGAUCAUGGUUCUCAAAGAGUUUGCACUAAGCAUCAAUAAAUAACGUGGCAAUAAUGGAUAACUGUAUGAGCGAGCUCCGUGCGGUGGCGUCCCAGUGUCGGUCUUUGGGGGUUUGUCGCUCGUCACCUCUCUGCGGUGGCAACUAAACAUACUGUGAAACCUACACGUGUGUAUACUCUGUGCUCCGAAUCUAUGUGGACUGUCAUAAAACCUUUAUUUUAUACAAAUACAGAUAAGGGACACGAUUGCGGCAACAGCUAUGCAAUUCAAUGCGAUCUAACGCAACCCGAUAGUCGUGCAAUAAAUACAUGGCAACCUCUGUGUGACCGCCUGUGGUCAUUCUGAGUCUUUACGUUGUGAUGGUGCUGUAUUAGAUUGCAAUAUAUUGUGUAGGUUUUGCUUUUUCUUGUGUCCGCCCCCCCCCCCCCCCUUUUUUUUGGGUUGUUACUCUCAAUCAAGUGUCGCUAUAGUAUUGAUCACAUUAGAUCCACAGUGACUUUAAAAACAGAAAGAAUAGAUAUCCAUUCAUCUACAUGAGGGUCCCGGGGGCUGCUGUGGGGGUAAAGCGGGGUACGCCCCCGACAGGUCGUCAGUCAUAACCGCUGAGUAACACGUGUUCUCUGAGCACAACGUGAACACACGAGACGUCACAUUAGCUCAUCGUUAAUGAAGGGGUUAAUCGUCGAGGCUGUUAACUGUAGGUUUGUGCAAACACUGAUGUGAACACAUUCAAAGACAUACACUUUGAGAGCGUUGUAUUAAUCUAUCGAUCAUAAACCAGUUGCCAAAUGAUGAAAGAAAUCGGCAGAGUAAGGUGACACAGAUAUGAAGGUAUUUCUUAUAAAAUCUUACAAUAAUUACACAAUAUUCUGAGGCAGAUAUUGUCCUUUACGAACACUUGAAAGCAGCCGUGUCUUUAAAGUGUCAAGUGCCAUUAGCUUCUGCCCAAACGAGGCGAGAUGAGAGAAAGCCGAGCGACCAGUAACUACGGACAAUCCCCGCAGGGACACACACGCUAUUGAUUGACUGUAAUGUAAUGCAUAGAUAAUUAAAACCCAACACAUUAGAGAAUACAAUUCCACUGAUGCACCCCCCCCCCCCCCCCAAUGCAUAACUAGCUAAUCCAUCCUUAGCUCAAAUUAGUAGGGGUGUGUCACCUUUGUACAGUAGCAAAACCAAAGCAUUCGUGACUUCAGAUACUUUAUACUUUGAAAUUGACUCAUGUUGAUAAAACACCUGCUGUUUCCACGUCAACAUAGAUGUCACUCACGAUAUUUCCCUGACAGUAACACCUUCAUCCUGCCGGGUGUCCCGCUGUGUGUCCAUCCUUUUUAAGACGACUGCGAGAGACUGCGGAGACACUAAAGGAAGAGCCUCUGUCUCGUCGCGUUGUGCCAGUCGAGUGAAAACACAUUUGACUUUUCCCGCCACUGAUCAGAGUUCGUUGACGCAAAAACCCUCCUCUGUGCACUUUAAAGACGGAGAGCCGAUAAUUGUUUCCCAACUUUCCCAUCCCCCAAUUUAUUAUAAGGAAAAAUAAAAGAAAAAUGCCUAAUUUAUUUUCAGAGCUCUUAAACCGUUUUGACUACAUCCAAUUAAUUCUAAUUGUCUCUUAAGCCGAAAUUCUCAAUAGAAAUGGAGCAAUUAAAUCUCUGCUUUGGCUCCACCUCGGGGAGCGGAGACGUUUUAUUUCGGUGGAUGGUUGACGGGGAGGGGGUCCGUCUAAACCUCGACAAAAGCGAUUUCAUGGAUGUCUGUUACAGUCUCAUAACGGAGCGAUCACUGGGCUAUGCAAGGCGAAUAUGGCCACCUAUGUCCCCUGUGUUGUGGAGCAUCAGACUUGACAUUUAGCUGUGCUUUGUUUACAACAUGAAACAUCCUGUGUCGUGCUGUCCAUGGCAAAUGUAUUGUGCAUAUUCCCCCUAUGCUAUACUGUAGCUGCUGUGCAUUGAUGUAGCGGUGAUCAUUCGUUUCAUCAUUUGCCCGCUUCAAUUCAUCUCCCGUGAUGUAGUAGCAACUUCAGCACCAAUUUAGAGCCCACCUGAAUUGCUAUAUAAUGCAAACUACUGUGUCAUGUCAAAGGGUGAUUAAUCAAGUGAGACGGAGUCCCUUAUAUUUGUCCAUGGUGGGAUAUUUUCUCGUUUUAAAUUUUGUUUUCUGUGUCCGUCUGUCCCCCCACACUCACACUUUGCGGUCGUCGACACAGCAGGACUUACAGCGAGUGAAGUCAUCUACACCCUAUACCUCAAUUCAUAUUUUGAAAAUUACACUGGGUUUGGAAGCGGGCCAUGGGAGCCUCCUGGGAAUCAGUGGCACAGAAAUAAAGUGACAUCACUGACUGGGUUUAAAAAAAAAGGAAGAAAAAAAAAAUGUAGAUGAACCCACUGCAAUUGGGGAACACAUUCCUCGGAGGAGAAAGCUGCUUAUUCGCUGUUCCAUUUGUGGACUUAUCUUAUCUCCAUGCACUCUGAGAUGACGAGAUUUACAUAAAACAUGGAGGAACCACCCCGGCCAUCGCGGUGGCGCGGCGUAUAACGGACCCCUGCUAGGUGUAUGUACCAUAGACAUGUAAUUACCCAAGAGGUUACUCCCCUCAGAAGUAUUAUGUUAGCAAUUGUGAUAUAUGAAUCAAGUUAAAAGGAAGCUUUGGUUCAUUUGAAUUAUAAAACUUUGCCCUAUACUCAGAAAAUAACAGGGUAACUACGUGUGUGCACACGUUCAGUGUCGGGAAGUUUGCAAAGGGGGGAAAAUAUGAACCAUGAAAGCAGCUUGUUUCACUGGACUGUGUUGUGUGCCAUUUCCUUGUGUUUUGUUUGUUGUGCUCAUGCCUACUGUACCCAUGUGUAAAUAUAUGCUUUUUUUUGGAGUGAGUCGGAUCUUACAGUGCACUGAAUGUACAGUGACAAUAAAAAAAUCACAUGGUUUAUGUAA
Solea solea (common sole) is the source of this 5469-nucleotide messenger RNA. RefSeq names its product steroid hormone receptor ERR2-like. The transcript has 7 exons. Gene Ontology annotation, cellular component: nucleus. The record is from RefSeq and is a predicted model, not a curated record. The coding region runs from base 471 to 1841 and encodes 456 amino acids. Gene Ontology annotation, molecular function: DNA-binding transcription factor activity; steroid binding; zinc ion binding. Lineage: Eukaryota; Metazoa; Chordata; Actinopteri; Pleuronectiformes; Soleidae. Gene Ontology annotation, biological process: regulation of DNA-templated transcription.